AACGAGACUUGAGCCUAAACUGUCCCCCGCAUCCCCUUCCAGGCCGAGGAGAUGGUGGACAUGGUGCGGAACGCCUUCAAGAGGAACCUGAAGCGGCUCGACUGGAUGGACGAGGAGACGAGGGUCGCCGCCAUGCAGAAGGCGGACGCCAUCACGAAGAUGAUCGGGUACCCGGACUACAUCCUCGUCGCCACCGAGCUCGACAAAAAGUACGAGGACCUCAAGUUCAAAGAGGACGAGUACUUCAAUAACAACGUCGAGCUGAGCCGGUUCAACUUACGAGCGAACCUCAAGAAGCUCGAUGAGCCCGUCAACAAGACCAGGUGGAGUAUGACGCCGCCAACGGUCAACGCCUUCUACACGCCCACCAAGAACCAGAUCGCCAUCCCGUACGGCAUUCUACAGCCGCCCUUCUACGACACCCGGACGCAGAACGCGCUGAACUACGGCGCCAUGGGGGUCAUCAUGGGGCACGAGCUGACGCACGCCUUUGACGACCAGGGUCGCGAGUACGAUGCCACCGGCAACCUGCACAACUGGUGGAACAACCAGACGAUCGACCGUUUCAAGAAUCGGACCACUUGUUUGGUCAACCAGUACUCAGCAUUCAACGUCAACAAAAAGGCCGUCAACGGCAACCUCACACUGGGUGAGAACAUAGCAGACAAUGGCGGACUGAAGGCGGCCUUCCACGCGUACGAGACCUGGGCCGUGCAGAACCCCGGCGAGCAGUCCCUGCCCGGCCUUAAUCUCUCCCAGAAGCAGCUCUUCUUCGUGGCCUUUGCUCAGGUGUGGUGCUCGGCCAGUACGCAGGAGGCGGCCAAGCUGCAACUAGAGAAAGACCCGCACGCCCCGUCCAAACACCGCGUCCUGGGCCCGCUAUCCAAUAUGGACGAGUUCUCCAAGGUUUGGCAGUGCAAGCCGGGCUCCGCCAUGAACCCCGUGAACAAGUGCGAGGUGUGGUGAUUCUCCCGCCGUGACGUCAGAUGAAACCCCAAGCCUCGCCGCGAGCUUCAGAUGUCGCCGUUGAGAUGGAGCUCGCUGGUCGAAGCUGCUGCCACGACAGCAGAACGUUCAGCGCGCAUUGGAUGAGAUACGUGAGGGAGUGACCGAGGGCGAGCGAGCCACGGACAGAGCAGAACGGCUGCGGUGUAUCUCUAGUCAUUUACGGUAUGUUACUCGGAGAAAUGACUGUGACUGCGGCAGUGACCGCGGUAUUGGCGGUGACACCGGAGCCCCAGUCCAGCAUACCAUUGAACAUUUUAGCACAGUGCGAGUUUGAAAAGUAAAUCGACCUUAAAUUUUUAUUGGCAUUUGAAAAAUGCUCCGAGGGACAAAUACCUGUCAAACCGACGUCGGAUUUCUAAAGACCAAUAUGGUUUUCGCAUUUCGCACCGGCUCCGCCUCCUUCGUACUUUAAAGCAGAGAUGAGCUGCUUUUACAUCCAACUGCCUGGAAGUCGUAGAAAACGUUUUGCACAAAAGGAUGUGGAUGGACAAAAGAUAAAUCGUUUUUCAUUUAUAGAGCAUAUCUUUCUACGAAAAUUAUGUGUGAUAUACUUUAUAAUUGCUUAAUGUACAAACUAAUUUUAAUGUGUACGCUACCAGCAAGUACAGUAUUUUUUGGUAAGAUAAAUUCUAGGAAAAUAUUCAGUCUUCAAAAUAGUAUGUACCAGUUGGUGUCGAUUUUAUAACAUAGGUUGGUUUGGAGAAGAAAAAGAGGAAAAAGUAGAAGUGACGAAUCAGCCGUUGGGCUAGUCUUGUUUUGUACCUAUAUGUAUCUUUGAGAUAACAAGAGGCGUCUUUUGGACCUAUUUUAUCUAUUUUUAUUAGAUUCGAAAUUACAUGAUUAUUCCACUAAGAGAAUCUAUAUUAAGAUGUUGUCAUGAUGUUAUGGAACGUCUGUUACCAUUAUUGUUUCAUAAUUUUCGUUGCAGGAUAACCAAAUUUAGACUUCAAAAUCCGACGAAAGUCGUUAUCCCGCCUAUGUGCCAAUAGUAUUAUCUACUUUAAGUUUCAUCCCUUUGUAAUAUUUAAAUUAUAGCUAUUCGAUUGCUUGUAGCCAUAUAUCGUUUUGCGGACUGUGAUUUGACUUUAGUUAUGUGUCGAUGCAAUGUGGUGCUGUAGUCGUGGAAUAGGUAACGCAAAAGAUUUUGAUGUACGUAAAAUGGUCUAGAAGAGAUAUCUAUUUUUGUUUUUUUGGAAACAAAGUCUUAGCUGCGGCCAUAUUUGCGGUUUAAGGGCUCUGUAGAGCUGGCCGUGCCGACGUGCAGACCGAGGCCGGAGCGAUCCGACACAUUCCCUACACCUUAUUGUGAUGGCAUUCGGAACAGACACAUAUCGAUGACCUUAUGGCCAUUUCGCCUAAACCUCUGGGACCACCGAAGGUACACGAAACGAGUAAUCUAAAGUGAGGACUUUUUUCGGCCCACUAGCAUUUCACAGAAUGGAGUACAUUUAGAAACGAGUUACCGACGCGACUUUUUCCUGUGAUUUAAUACCCUAGAUCCUUGCUUUACAUACUGCCAACGCGUUGGACGUAUGCUUAGGUUGUCACAUGCUUUACGAUUCAGUGUUACUUCGUAUUUGAUAUUCUUUCAAUCAGUCAAUCGUAUUAUUGUAUAAGUGCCUUGUGUAAUAACUUCGUUCAGAUCAUCAAGAAUACCAAUUUAAACUUCCUGUCUUUCGUUAUUUUUGUAUGAAUCAAAGUCGUAUACAACUACUUUUAAAUGUAAAAACAACUAGUUCACCUUUCCUUAUUUUCUCUUAAACAAAAUCGAGCGAUAACUUGUGAAUUCCAUAGUUACAUGAUGCCAAAGAUAAUGUUCCUUUCGUAUUUGAUUUAUUCGUAUAAGAAAUAAACGAAUUCCAGUGAUAAUCAA
This is a messenger RNA of Frankliniella occidentalis (western flower thrips), 2881 nucleotides long. RefSeq names its product endothelin-converting enzyme homolog. Gene Ontology annotation, biological process: protein processing. Gene Ontology annotation, cellular component: plasma membrane. The coding region runs from base 52 to 966 and encodes 304 amino acids. The transcript has 4 exons. Gene Ontology annotation, molecular function: metalloendopeptidase activity. Lineage: Eukaryota; Metazoa; Arthropoda; Insecta; Thysanoptera; Thripidae. The record is from RefSeq and is a predicted model, not a curated record.